Messenger RNA from Penaeus chinensis, 744 nucleotides. RefSeq names its product ATP-dependent RNA helicase A-like. Lineage: Eukaryota; Metazoa; Arthropoda; Malacostraca; Decapoda; Penaeidae. The transcript is spliced from 2 exons. The record is from RefSeq and is a predicted model, not a curated record. Bases 1 to 744 code for a protein of 247 amino acids.
AUGAAGCUCCUGGUCUUAGCAUUCGUAGCUGCUGCAUACGCUGCCCCUCAGGGGUACAACUUGGGCACGCCCUCUGGCCCUUCCUUUAACUCUGGCAGUUGUGGCAGUGGGCAAGUACGGCAUGUGGAUGGAAGAUGCGUGAAACCUCAAGUGAACAGCCGUGUGUUUCUGUACGAUGUGCCAGCAAACGAAGGUGUUGUCAAUCGGCCAAGCUACAUUCCAGAACCUAAGUUGGAACGCAAUAUAAUUUUCGUAAGACUGCCUGAAGGUGCAGAUGGACCAGAACCCAUCGUUGUACCACCGCCACAACAGCAACACGUCGUGUAUGUCCUGAACAAGCAGUCUGAACAGGACCAGCGAGUGAUCGAGGUUCCAGCGCCGCCACAAUCCAACCCCGAAGUGUUCUUCGUGAACUACGCAGAAGGAGAGAACCCGACUCUUCCCAGCGGAGUCGACCUCCAGACGGCGUUGAGCGCAGCUUCCCAGGGCGGCGGCCAAGUUGUUGGAGGAGGAAUUGGAGGUGGUUUCGGAGGUGGUAUCGGUGGAGGCAGUGGAGGCGGUUUCGGUGGUGGUAUCGGAGGCGGUUUCGGCGGAGGCAGUGGAGGCGGUUUCGGCGGUGGUAUCGGAGGCGGUUUCGGCGGAGGCAGUGGAGGCGGUUUCGGCGGUGGUAUCGGAGGCGGUUUCGGUGGCGGCAGCGGAGGCGGCAGUUACUCCCCUCCUUCUAACGUCUACAGCACACCUUAA